Molecule: messenger RNA, 393 nt
Organism: Diversispora eburnea
Lineage: Eukaryota; Fungi; Glomeromycota; Glomeromycetes; Diversisporales; Diversisporaceae
Source: the annotation of a GenBank genome assembly
AUGUUUAAUUUUAACAUCGAUAUUCGCCGAGUUAUUGCCUUACCGCUUUCGUUGUUAAACACAGCUCAAGGACAUCCAAUGAAUGGAGAAACAUUUAACGGACAUUUAGUAAAUUGUGAUAAUUGGAUGAAUUUAACUUUACGAGAAGUUAUACAAACAUCGCCGGAAGGUAAUAGGUUCUGGCGAUUACCAGAAUGUUAUAUUAGAGGGAACACGAUUAAAUAUCUUCGAGUACCAGAUGAGAUUAUUGAAAUGGUAAAAGAAGAUGCAGUUAGGCAACGACAAGCUACUGGUGGUGGCGGUCGUGGACGUGGAGGAUCUCGUAGUGGUGGUGGGAAUUCUGGGCGAGGUAAAGUAUUUGAUGUUAUUUUUAAUAUUUCUAACAAUUAUUAA